AAAAACACAGCAUUAGUAGAACAGAAAUGUCUUACUCUUUGUUAAGUAUAUAAUUGCUAAUGUCAAACAAAUCAGGUAAAUACUUAAUUUUUAUCUCACAGUACGUGUGUGUAUAGUGCGUAUGUUACUAUGUGUGUGUAUUCACGUGUCUAUGCCUGUGUUUGUGUUGCUUCACAGUCCCCGCUGUUCCAUAAGGUGUAUUUUCAUAAGGUGUAUGUUCAUAUUUGGCCAGAUUCCCAAUGUAAACGAUUUGAGGGGUCCAAAACCACAUAUGUAACAGAGGGGGAGGCCCUUAGUUUGCCAGCCCACCAUGACCUGCAUGAGUUGAAUUGGACCAGCGUGACUGAGUUCACCUGUUACAGAAACGGAACCCAGGAGCUCCCGUCCUCUGAGGAAGGGCGUGUGCAUCAUCAUGGACCAGUGCUCUUCUUCCUCCCCCUGUUAAUCAAUGACUCUGAUGAGUACUACACCUACUGGUAAUACAACAACAGUGUGUGUGUGUGUGUGUGUAUGUGUGUGUGUUGAUAUAUGUGUGUGUGUGUGUUUAGGGGAAAAAAUUGGUAAUUCAGAGGUGGGGGAGCCCUAUUUGGGGAGGUUAGGGUGAAGGUUGAGUCUAGGGUUAGGGUUGAACCUGGAUGUGUACAUGAAACUAGGGCUAGGGUAGGUGCGCACAUUUUCAAAGAAAAACCUAAACGUCCCUUGUCUUGCACGAACAUUGAAUACAAUUAUUUUUGAACUUACUCUACCGAUUGUCAGUUGGUCGAAAUUAGAAAAAAAUAUCCAGCGAAAAGUAUUAUUAUCUUACUUCAAAAUGCGGGACUCUGUGUGUGACAAUCAAGAUGUAUUUGCUCCUCACCUAAGGCCAAGCACAAGACGGAAGGACAUGCAAGCCGAUACAUGUACACUGCAGGUGUUUACAUGGUUUUGAGCAUGUCCCAGGUGAUAGACAUUUCAACGGCAGUACCGGCGUUCUAAAAAGUCGGGUAAAUAAUAUUUCCUGUGGAUAUUUUGUCAAAAAAUUCUACCCACUGAUGGACCAACCAAUGUAAUGCAAUUUUAUUCAACAUUCUGGCUUGUAAGAAAACAUUCCACUUUUUUAAACUGCUUAGUUUCAGGCUGUAUACACUUUUAGAAAAAAGGGUGCUAUCUAUAGCCUAAAAGGGUUCUUCAGCUGUCUCCAUGGGAGAACCCUUUGAAGAAACCUUUUUGGUUCCAAGUAUAACCCUUUUGGGUUCCAUGUAGAACCCUUACCACAGAAGGUUCUACAUGAAACCAGAAAGGGUUCUACCUGGAACCAAAAAGUGUUCACCUAUGGGGACAACCAAAGAAACGUUUUGGAACCCUUUUUUCUAAGAGUGUACCAGAAGCUGGUAUCACAGUCUGAUUCAUCAGCCUAGGGCUAGGGUUACAUUUAGGGUUGGGAUUGAGGCUAGGGUUGUGUGUUUCUGAUAGCUGGUACACUGUAUAUGUUUACAUUUUCCAGGAGAAAGGCAGCAGACACCUGCCACAUUUAUGUGACAGUGGUGAUUGUGGUCAAAGCCCAACCGUUCAAUCACUCAGUCCUGUUCAGCGAUAUCUCAGAGUCAGUAGACAACAUCUAUAUACCAUGUCCUGACCCCGUGGAACAACUGUGCCAGGAUGGAAAAGGAAACUUAGCCUGGUAUAAGGUACUGAACAUGACCAGAAUGCUAACACAAACCUCAACCCUGCAAGACUAUAUAUCAUUGGUUCUCAACUCCUGUCCUAGGAAUUUUUGUUCUAGCCCAGUUUUUGUUUUAGCCCGGUUUUUGUUCUAGCCCAGCACUAACACCCAACUCAUCAUCAAGCUCUUGAUUAGUGGAAUCAGGUGUCUUACUGCUAGUUCAGCUAAAACGUUUGUCAGCUUUCUUGUCUUUAAUUUCAGAAUCUCGGUCUCAUUCCGAAUGAGCGUAAGAGUCUUCUGUGGGUGGACGACGCCUCCAAAGCAGACAAGGGCAUCUAUACAUGUGUGUGCACGUGGGAGCACAACGGGAGGGUUCUCAACACUUCUGCAUCCAGGAGACUAAAGAUCCAAGGUAAGUAGGUCAUUGCUUGAUGACAGCUCUAUCAAUCCGCUCAGCAUUUUAUUUAUUAGAUUUGAUCUUUACUGAAAGCUCAUCCAAGAUGGCAGAAGGGUCAGUAAACAUGGAAACUCUAGGCUACAUUACAGUAGGUUAUUAGGCUACACUAAGUACAUUAAGCUCCAUUUUAUAUUAAACAAACAGGAUCAAAAGCAACAUCAAAAGCAACCUUCAUAUCACGUGUGAACUUUGUGGCAGCAACAAUCAUCAAUAACAUCAAUAACAACUUUUUGAAUGUAUCCAAAAGUAUCUUUCUGACUAAACUGUGUGUUUGUCUCCUUCAGCUCCCUCUGCCUCGCAUCCUCCUCAGAUCAACCUGCCUAGAGACGGAAGCACAGAGACCACUGACCUGUGUAGGGAUCACACCUGGCUCAAAUACUUGUGUUGUGCUUGAUUUGGUUUGCCCGGUAUAUCUCUCUGUCUUUAUAGUAUCUUUUGUUUUUCAUAGACACCACUAAGAAGUUGAGGUGUGAAGCGUUUUGUGGGCAGAACAUUGAAGACAACUGUCACAUGUGGUGGGAGAUGAACGGAGUGAAAGUGGGCUCGCAGCAACAAGGCUACUCAGUGAUCACCACCAGGUAGGUCCAUAUAUGCCCGCAUGCACACAUGAAUGCACGCAAGAACACACACACUUGUUUUUGAGAACAAGGUAACAGAAUUUACACAUUUCCUUGAAACAAGACCCCAGAUUCACCGUUGAGAAUUCCCUGUGUGAAUGUUUUGUGUAUAUGUGUUAAUGUAGCGAGAUGGAGGUAUCUUCAAUGCGGAGUAUCUUCACGGCUAUCCUGACCAUAGACACAGUGACUAUCAAGGACCUCCAGUCAGAGUUCAAGUGCGUGGCCAUGAACGACCAGCAAUGGAUAUCUGCAGGAGUGACUCUCAAACCGAGAGGUUAGUGGAAACACACACAUGCACACACACUUACACAAACAUCACACAAACACACAUCCACAAGACACACAAAAUCACACAUCAAAUCAAAUCAAAUCAAAUUUUAUUGGUCACAUGCGCCGAAUACAACAGGUGCAGACAUUACAGUGAAAUGCUUACUUACAGCCCUUAACCAACAGUGCAUUUAUUUUAAACAAAAAAAGUAAGAAUAAAACAACAACAAAAAAAGUGUUGAGAAAAAAAGAGCAGAAGUAAAAUAAAGUGACAGUAGGGAGGCUAUAUAUACAGUAAAAUAAAGUGACAGUACGGAGACUAUAUAUACAGGGGGGUACCGUUGCAGAGUCAAUGUGCGGGGGCACCGGCUAGUUGAGGUAGUUGAGGUAAUAUGUACAUUAAAGUGACUAUGCAUAAAUACUUAACAGAGUAGCAGCAGCGUAAAAAGGAUGGGGUGGGGGGGCAGUGCAAAUAGUCCGGGUAGCCAUGAUUAGCUGUUCAGGAGUCUUAUGGCUUGGGGGUAGAAGCUGUUGAGAAGUCUUUUGGACCUAGACUUGGCACUCCGGUACCGCUUGCCGUGCGGUAGCAGAGAGAACAGUCUAUGACUAGGGUGGCUCGAGUCUUUGACAAUUUUGAGGGCCUUCCUCUGACACCGCCUGGUAUAGAGGUCCUGGAUGGCAGGGAGCUUUGCCCCAGUGAUGUACUGGGCCGUACGCACUACCCUCUGUAGUGCCUUGCGGUCAGAGGCCAAGCAGUUGCCAUACCAGGCGGUGAUGCAACCAGUCAGGAUGCUCUCGAUGGUGCAGCUGUAGAAUUUUUUGAGGAUCUGAGGACCCAUGCCAAAUCUUUUUAGUCUCCUGAGGGGGAAUAGGCUUUGUCGUGCCCUCUUCACGACUGUCUUGGUGUGUUUGGACCAUGAUAGUUCGUUGGUGAUGUGGACACCAAGGAACUUGAAGCUCUCAACCUGUUCCACUACAGCCCCGUCGAUGAGAAUGGGGGCGUGCUCAGUCCUCUUUUUUUUCCUGUAGUCCACAAUCAUCUCCUUUGUCUUGGUCACGUUGAGGGAGAGGUUGUUGUCCUGGCACCACACGGCCAGAUCUCUGACCUCCUCCCUAUAGGCUGUCUCAUCGUUGUCGGUGAUCAGGCCUACCACUGUUGUGUCGUCGGCAAACUUAAUGAUGGUGUUGGAGUCGUGCCUUGCCAUGCAGUCAUGGGUGAACAGAGAGUACAGGAGGGGACUGAGCACGCACCCCUGAGGGGCCCCCGUGUUGAGGAUCAGUGUGGCAGAUGUGUUGUUACCUACCCUUACCACCUGGGGGCGGCCCGUCAGGAAGUCCAGGAUCCAGUUGCAGAGGGAGGUGUUUAGUCCCAGGAUCCCACUCUGUAACUUUCUUGGUGUUGUGUCCUCCCUGUCUUCCUCCAACAGGGUUUAUGUUUAUGGGUCUAUGUGUGGCGCUGCUGCUCUUCCUCUUGUGGGCUGCUGUGGCCGUCAAAGUGUUUGACAUCGAUCUGGCUCUCCUCUUCCGUGGAGUUUUCAAAUGCUAUGGUCGAUCUGAGGGUAAGAACAUCUAGCCACAGACUGAAGUUUAUUGAUGCUAUUUUACUUAGAUAUUUCAUUGUACAGAAAUGCUUAUUCAGCCUACAUUAUCUGUAUAGUAUUGGGUACCAUAUAAACAUAUUACUACAUUUAGCUUUAGUCACCACACAGGAGCACUCUAACCUUGUACUGUACAGUAAAUGUCUCGAUCGGCCCACUGAUUGUGCAGUGCAGUAGUCUGAGGUAGGUCUAGUCUUCUCUUCUCAACAAGUUCCGGCUUGGAGUCAAUCUCACCACUAGUGUAGAAGUAAUGGGCCAUUUAUAAUAAAAUAACUCAAUUUCAGUUCAAAUAGAAUUGAAUCAAAUCUCUACAAUCUACUCCUUCAUGCUGAGGUUUGACAGAAACUUCCUCUUUGUCUGUAUUUUCAGAUGGGAAGGUCUAUGAUGCUUAUGUUGUCUGCCAGAUGGAUGGUGUAGACAAAGACAUGGAGGAGAAAGUGUUUCACUUUGUGAGCAACAUUCUGCCCACUGUCUUGGAGCAGAAGUGUGGCUUUAGACUCUUCAUCCACGGCAGAGACGACAUACCUGGAGAAGGUUGGUUAUUUCAGACUGUGUCCUGCCCUCUAAGAAGCAAAUGUAACAGUAAUAAACAGUACUAAAGUAAAAUGUUAACUUCUCCCGCUCAUCUCUGUUCUAUUGUCCCCAGACCGCAUGGAGUUGGUGGAGGCCUGCAUGCGGCUGAGCAGGAGGCUGAUUGUCAUCCUGACCCCCAGCUCAAGCUCAGGGUCAGGCUCAGGAGGUCAAGGGUCAUGGGGCCAGAGGGGCUACUCGUCCUCGUUGACCCCAGUGGAGGACUAUGACUUUCAGGUGGGGCUCCACCAGGCUCUGGUCCACAGUGAGAUGAGUGUCAUCCUCAUCCAGCUGGGGGCCAUGGGGGAGGGGGGCUACACACACCUUCCCCCCGGCCUGCAGCACCUAGUCCGCAAGAGUGCCCCCUUAAUGUGGCAGGAGGGAAGGCGGGGGUCGAUGCUGCCCAACUCAAGCUUCUGGAAGAGGGUGCGUUACAUGAUGCCUUGGCCGAGCCACUCGACUAGAUUUGACAACCAAUUAAUAUGACUCUUCUAUGUGAACGAUCAGAAGGUCUGAGGACUUGAAGUGCGGUUGGAGGUCUGGGAUUCUGUUAUACACUGAACAAAAAUAUAAACGCAACAUGUGAAGUGUUGGUCCCAUGUUUCAUGAGCUGAAAUAAAAAAUCCCAGAAAUGUUCUAUAUGCACA
Coregonus sp. 'balchen' is the source of this 5798-nucleotide messenger RNA. NCBI's taxonomy places the organism in Eukaryota, Metazoa, Chordata, Actinopteri, Salmoniformes, Salmonidae. The record is from the annotation of a GenBank genome assembly.